This is a messenger RNA of Rotaria sp. Silwood1, 864 nucleotides long. NCBI's taxonomy places the organism in Eukaryota, Metazoa, Rotifera, Eurotatoria, Philodinida, Philodinidae. The record is from the annotation of a GenBank genome assembly.
AUGGAAGUUAAUCCUGCAAAUGCCAGUAAUCCUGUUGCUUCAAUGCAAAAUAUUAGCUUUUUUCCAGCUGAAAAAGAAAUUCUUUUCUCAAUGAAUAUGUAUCUGGAUAUUUAUUUAAACAAACUUCCAGAUUGUGAUCAAGAUCUUUCUGGUAUUUAUCUGAAUAUUGGUCAGACUUAUCAAGGUCAAGGUCAGCAUGAUCAGACAUUAGAAACAUUUCAAUAUGUUCUCAAUAAAGCUCUUCAAUUACGUCAAUCUCAAUAUAAAUUAAUGAGUACUCUUUAUUGUUCUAUUGAAGAAAUUUUAUGUUAUCAAGAAAAAUUUGAUGAAGCACUCAAGAACUAUAAUGUUUCACUAAAAAUUCGUCUUGAAAAUUUUUCAUCAAUUGAUCCUUCAAUAGCAGAAACUAAUAUUGGUAUUGGUGAAGUAUAUGAAUUUAUGGAAGAUUUUAAUCAAGCUUUUAUUCAUUAUGAAAAAGUACUUGAAAUACAACAAAGAUCUCUUCUGUCUGGAAAAAAUGCACUUCAAAUUCAAGAAAAAUUUCUUUCAAAAGAUUCUCUAGAAUUGGAAUUCACUAAUAAACUUCUUGGUGAUGCAUUAAAGUUAAUGAAAGAUGAUCCACGUGCACUUUCUUAUUAUCAAAAGGCAAUUGAAAGUGAACAAAAAGCAAUACCAUCUGAUUAUCUUUCGAUUCACGAAAUUUAUUAUGAAACAGUAAAAACACUUGAUCAUCUUCAGAGAUAUAAAGAAGCUAUAGAAUAUGCUGAACAAACAUAUCAUACAAGAUGUGACACACUCGGGUCUCAACAUCCAAAUGUAACUGAGAUACAAGAAUAUGUUGAUAAACUCAAAAAAAAAAAUUGA